UUCGUGGCACACAAUUUGAAUUUGCCUUCGCUUAGCUUCAUCUGCCAACUCUGCGUCUUAUUUACAACAAUAGCAGGAGCAGCGAAUUCGAGCAGAGGAAACGAUGAAUAAUGAGACUCGCACAUUGUUUGAGAGAGUUGCGAAAAAGAUGGGCUGGGAUGAUGAGGGAGGACUGGACACAGCAGAAAAAAAGCUGAUAAGCUCAAUUGGCAAGACUCGUCAUCCUGCUACAAGCAGUUUUGGAUCUCUGGCUCCAACAGCCUCUCCGGUCCAGCUGGCCCUCUGCAACAGUGAAGAUGAUCCAGAGAAGGAGAACCAGUACUCUAAGAGCAACGAUUACAGGAACAAGUAUUUGAUCGAGUCCAGUGAUGACGACUUCGACCAAUUUCUUGUGGAAAGAGCUACGCCACAAGCAAAACCUUCCUCGCUAAAAGUAUGUAGUGCUGUAAAGAAAGACAGUUCAAUUGUCCUUGUAGUGAGCUCAGACGAUGACGGCAGUUUCGAAACAUUUCUGCAAAGAGUGAAAACCCCAAAAGCCAAGCCAAAGACAAUUGCAGAGAGUGGGAGUGAAGAUAGCCUCAAAAACUUCAUAGUGGAUAACCUCUCAUCAGAUGAUGACUUUAUUCAGCCCAAAUCAUCUGUUAAAGUGCCUAAGAAGAGCUAUACUCCAGCAGUCCUCCACCCCCCGAGGAGGCCGCUGUCUCAGUGGGCCUCCCCAGUCUUUGUGAGUGACAGUGAUGAUGAUGAGGAAAAUAUUGUGGUCAAGAGCACUUGGAAGAAUCGUCACUCAAAACCUAAGCCCACACCAAAGGCUGACCAGAAAGAAUCUCUGCGGUUUGAUGAAGACGACAGUUCCCCAUUCCUGCUUCCCCCUCCCAUCCAUUCUCCUUUUUUUCUUCUUCCCCACAAAACUCAAACAUCACUGGCCUCUACGAAACGCACUCUCUCAGCCCCUCCCAAGAUGGAUGAUUCGUCCAGUUCUGAAGAGGAGUUCAUAUCCUUACUGGAGAGACUGAAAAAGAAAAACAAGUUCCCUGGCACGUCCUUCUCACCAAGAAGAACUAAUGAAAACAACAAAGAACCUCCUGUGCCAGCCCCUUCUGUAAAGGGAUUCUCAACACCAGUCUCCAAACCAUUAAUGGAAACACCUCUGCAGACAAAGACAUCAGGAAAACCCGCCAUUUUGAAGCCCAUGGUUAGUCAGACUGAGCCUAGACACGGACCCACCAGCAGGGUAGCACUGUGUAGGACCCCAGGGUGCUUCCUACAGACCUUAUCAAACCCUGGCUCCAGCUAUGGCCGCAAUUUUAAGCAGAAUAAGGAAGAACUCACCAGUAGACUUUACCUGCUGUACAAUUCCAGUGUAUUUGACACUAAGCUCCCCGUCAAUAUGUCAGUGACUUGGAAUAAGAAGUUGCGUAAAACUGCCGGUUACUGCAUCACGGGGCAGGAGCGAGGUGGAGGGAACCGCUACGCCCGCAUUGAACUGUCAGAAAAAGUCUGUGAUUCUGCAGAUCGCCUCAGGGACACGCUGAUCCAUGAGAUGUGUCACGCUGCAACCUGGCUGAUUAACGGUGUGAGGGACGGGCAUGGAAACUUCUGGAAGCUGUAUGCUCGCAAGUCCACAGUGGCCCACCCUGAGCUGCCCAUGGUCACUCGCUGUCACAGUUAUGACAUCAAGUACAAGUUCCAUUACCAGUGCACCCGCUGCAAGAAUAUGAUCGGACGUCACUCCAAGUCUCUGGACACUCAGAAGUUUGCGUGUGCCCUCUGCACGGGACAGCUCGUCUUACUGACGUCGGCCAAGCAGCGUCCUCCCACACCUUUUGCCAACUUCGUCAAAGAGAACUUUGGGACCGUGCGACAGGAGCUCACGGGACAAAGUCAUGGCGAAGUGAUGCGCAAACUUAGUGUUGACUUUGCUUCGACUAAACUCAGUCAGAGCUAAGACCUCACUGCUCGUUGUACUGUCAUUACAGAAUGAGCCUCACAACAUCCGGAAGAUGAAAUACCUCAGUCAACUGAGUGAGCAGCUGUGACUAUUUAUAUUGUGUUUUUUUCUCUCUCAAUGUUCAUGAAAUCUUCUAUUCAUCACAUUGGAAGGUAUACCUCCUGUUAUCACUGAUAUAAACUGAAGAUCAGUUUCUUAAAUAAUUGCGUUUCUAGAGGACGGUGAAAUCAAUUUUUAUUGCAUUUUUUAAAUAAUUGACCAGUUUCAUCUUUCUGUUUAUUAAUUUUAUCAAUAAAGUUGAAAUGUGUUACCGUUCAUGAAAUGGCCAA
Messenger RNA from Notothenia coriiceps (black rockcod), 2280 nucleotides. It is a transcript of the gene gcna, whose product is annotated as germ cell nuclear acidic peptidase. Gene Ontology annotation, cellular component: nucleus. NCBI's taxonomy places the organism in Eukaryota, Metazoa, Chordata, Actinopteri, Perciformes, Nototheniidae. The record is from RefSeq and is a predicted model, not a curated record. Bases 104 to 1948 code for a protein of 614 amino acids. The transcript has 13 exons.